GCGAGAGCGACAGUGUGGGGGUUCAGGGAGAGGGGACAGGGGCUCGUCACAGCCUCCUCUGAAGCCAUGAAAAAGUCCCGGCAGAUCGACUGACAAUUACUCUGAGAAACCAUGUAUCCAAGUAACAAACAGGCAACAUUUACCGAUGCAGAAGAAGGAAGUGAGAAUUUUAGAGGCACGCUCACAAUCAACUCGAAACAGCAAACUACAUGCCUAGUGAAGUUCAUGACAACUUUAAAACUGCACUGAUUAACAAAAGAAAAAAAACUGGAAUAUUUUCAGGACCCAAGGAAUAAACGAAGAAACGUGCAUUCUUUGGAAAGUUAUUCGUGAGAAGAUAACGAAACUUCGCAAGAACUUACUGGAAUUCACUGGGGGGGGAAUCAACGUGCUCAUGAAAUUUGACAACACCUUCUGUUCUGAUCGAAACCUGGACCUGCAUACAACUUGAACGCUCACAGGUGGUUUACGAUUGAGCAAAAAUGAGCGGCGGUCGUUUUGAAUUUGAUGAUGGUGGGGCGUAUUGUGGUGGCUGGGAGGGAGGCAAGGCGCACGGACACGGAAUAUGUACGGGACCCAGAGGGCAAGGAGAGUUCUCCGGUUCCUGGAAUUACGGAUUUGAGGUUGUUGGAGUCUACACUUGGCCAAGUGGUAACACGUACGAGGGUUACUGGUCGCAGGGGAAGCGCCAUGGGCUUGGCGUCGAGACGAAGGGACAGUGGCUGUACAAGGGAGAAUGGACGCACGGUUUUAAAGGCAGAUACGGUACGCGCCUGAGGCAGGGGAGCGGCGCUAAGUAUGAAGGAACGUGGAAUAACGGCCUACAGGACGGUUAUGGGACGGAGACGUACGCAGAUGGCGGCACCUUCCAGGGUCAGUUCAGCAGCGGGAUGCGGCACGGUUACGGCAUGCGGCAGAGCGUUCCGUACGGGAUGGCCGCGGUGGUGCGGUCGCCGCUCCGCACCUCCCUCACCUCCCUGCGCAGCGAGCACGGCAACGGCGCCCUGCCCACCAUCACCGGCACGGACGCGGCGGGCCAGGACGCGCCCCUGAGCCCCCCCCACGGCCCCCCCGGCCCCGUCCGCGGCGGCUUCGCCCUCAGCCUGCAGGCCGACCCCGAGCUGGCGCGGCCCCCGAAGAAGAAGGGCCUGUUCAGCCGCGCCUCCAUCCUGGGCAAGCUCACCAGGGCCGAGUCGCGGCUGUCGCUCGCCAGCGUGCGGAGCAAGAUCAGCUUCCUGCGCUCGGACUCCGCCCUCAGCUCGGCCGCCAGCGACGCCGAGUCCACGGGGAGCCUGGGCGAGGGCGAGGACGAGGCCUGCCUCGCCCCGGAGCCGGACAUCGACGCCACCACCACCGAGAGCUACUCCGGCGAGUGGAAGAACGACAAGCGCGCGGGCUACGGCGUCAGCGAGCGGUCCAGCGGCCUCAAGUACGAGGGCGAGUGGCUGGACAACCAGCGGCACGGCUACGGGCGCACCAGCUUCCCCGAGGGCGGGGUGGAGGAGGGGAAGUACCUGAACAACACGCUGAUAAAGGCCAUGAAGAAGAGGCUCAUCCAGAUCAAGGGCUCCAAGAUCCGCCAGAAGGUGCAGCGCAGCGUGGAGGGGGCCCAGCGAGCAGCUGCCAUCGCCAAGCAGAAGGCCGAGAUCGCCGCCUCCAGAACAAGCCACGCCAAGUCUAAGGCAGAGGCAGCAGACCAGGCCGCCCAAGCCUCCAGUAAUGAGUCCAGCAUCGCCAGGGUGGUUGCUAGGGAGCUGUCACCCACCUUCUACCAACCAGGUCCUGAGUACCUGAAGAAGCGGGUGAUGCAGGAGAUCACGGAGGGCAACGAGAACUCGGAGAGCAUUAUGCCAGAGCCCCGGGUGGCAGAGGAGAACCUGCCCACCCCCCCGGAGAGCCCCCAGAUCCAUGAGCAGGACACCCCCGGCCCACCUGCCGCCCAGGAGGACCCCAACCUGCUGAGCCCCGGCAGCUGGAACGGGGACAAGGGCGUGAGCCGGGGGGGCAGCCGGGGGAGCAGUCAGGCAGGGAGCAGGCCCAACAGCCGCCCCACCACCCCAACUGCCCCUGCUGUAACAUCUGCCCCAGCUACAGCAACUGCCCCCGCUGUACCAACUGCCCCUGCCCCUGCAGCACCAUCUGCCCCUGCUACGCUUUCCCUUCCCCCAGCCCCUGAGGACCGCCCUGCAUCUGCCCCUGCUACUGGCUCCGCCCCUGCUGCUGGCUCCGCCCCCGCCAGCCGCAGCCACUCCCGCCCCUCCAGCCGGCAGAGCAACAGGGCGGAGCCCACCCCCGAUGUGGAGGUGGAGCCAGAGCCGAGGCCAUCGCCCGCCCCCAAAGACCAAGACCAGCAGCCCCCGCCAGCCCUGAAACUGCCUGCCAAACCGCUAACGCCUGAACCCCCCAAGUCUGUCCCCGAGAGGCCACCGUCUGCCUCUGACACUGGGCCUGAGGCCAAGGUGGGAAAGCCGGCCAAGACCGCCAAGAUGGAGGCCAAGAUGCCGCAGAAACGUGAGCCCACAGCGCAGCCCAAGCGCACCCCAACACCAGAGCCUAAACCCGCCCCAACUCCUGAACCCAAAACUAUCGCCAAACCCGCCCCAACUCCUGAACCCAAGACUGUCGCCAAACCUGCCCCAACUCCUGAACCCAAGACUGUCACCAAACCUGCCCCAACUCCUGAACCCAAGACUGUCGCCAAACCCGCCCCAACUCCUGAACCCAAGACUGUCGCCAAACCUGCCCCAACUCCUGAACCCAAGACUGUCGCCAAACCUGCCCCAACUCCUGAACCCAAGACUGUCGCCAAACCUGCCCCAAAACCAGUCACCAGGAGCGAGUCCAAACUGGAGGCCAGGGUGAAGGCCGUACUCAAAUCGCCCAGUGAAGUCAGGGACCUGGAGCCUGACCAGGGGCCGAACACUAUCAUGAUCUGUAUGGUGAUAUUACUGAACAUUGGAAUGGCCAUUGUCUUUGUCCAUAUCUUGUCAUGAGACUCUGUUACCCAGUCGCGGUUCGGCGGUGCUCCAGACGUCACCCGGGGGGCGAGUCAUGAAUCCGAUGCCGAAAUCCCCAACGCAAGCUUCAGUCGUGCGAGGAAAACUCCUUACUUCAGCCCGUCGAGCUGCCUUGCGCUUCAACUGAACAAGCGAAAGAAAAAGGGGAAAGAGGGCAACCAUAGGAAUUGCAGAGAAGCCGUAGAAAUGUGCUCUGAGUGCAUAAUGGGUAAAAAGGCACGUAUGUGCCCUACGUAAGCAUAUCCACCACUUAAACAGUCUGUACUUUCCAGUGAAACCAAAGUUCGCCAGCAACAGUUCACUUAAUUUAUUUAUUUAUUUAUUUUUGUGGGGGGCACCUUUAUUAAUGUAAAUGAAUAAAUACAAAUACAGUAUAUUAAAGUGACAUGCCCCAUUAACCCCCCCCCCCCCACAAAAAAAAAAACAUAGAAAAUAAAGGGAAACAACUGUCUAAUGAACUGAGAUUUGUUGAGGUUGUGAGACAUAUAGCAUAGUUCCUGAGUUAAACUGUAUGUUUCAGAGAAAGGCAUCAACUGUUUUCUGGGAAUAUGCUUGGUAUUGUGCACUUAAUUAUCAAGACAUCUAAAUUAUGUCAGACUUGAGAGAAAGACACCCAAGUGACAUAAACGAUACUUUUCAGCAUUUAUUUAUGUAUUUACCUGAUUUGCAUUGAUUAGUUCACCUCCUUGGUCCAGGAAGUAAGCUCGUCAGUGAAAUCAGGACGUGUAGAGCAGGGAUGGACAAGGUGGGCCUUAUCUGUGUCUGGAUUUCAGACCAACUUCUGCUCUUAAUUAUUUAAUUAGCCCAAACAUGGACAUAAUCUGUCAUUCAUAGCCACAUUCUGUGAUCUACAGAGCUGCUGAUAAAUGUUUUUGUCCUGUAGCUUUUUGUUGUGGUCUAGUUUGAGUGAAUCUGUCACGGUUCAUUUGGCUAAUUAGCUGAUUCAGCCAGGGUAAUUGGUGGCAGCAAAAUAUGAUUUACUGCACACAUACUGUACUGUACAGCAUACUGUACACACCGUCCAGGACUGGAGUUGCCCAUCCCUGGUGUGGAACAUGGCUAGGGCGAAUGCCUGCAGCCUCGACAGCAUUGCUUCCCAACCUCUGUCUUGGGGACCCCUAUGUGUGCUGGGUCUCGUUCCAACCACAACUGCAAUCCCAGAAUUUUAACAGGCUGUUAAUAUUUCAUAAUUAGGUGCUUUUUAUGUCUAUGUUCCCUUGAGAGGGAUUAUGUUCCCUCUCAAGGGCACAUUGUCAGAAAUAGUUAUUCAUACCAUGAAGAAAAAAUGUCCAAUUGAACACAGGUGUUUAAGUUCUUAAAUUAUUUUUGUACCUUAAAUAUAUUAACACAAUACAGGUUUGGCUUGUUAUCAUUUGACAUCUUCAUUAUCUUCCAAAUUGUGGCCAUGUGUCUACACUUGAAUUAUGAAUUACUUUCAUUACUUGAGUGUUUAAUCUGUAAUUAUUUGAAAUAUAUCACAAAAGGCAGGAUAUUAAACACGGAAAUUGUAUUAUUUGCAGCAUGCAGAGCUAUUUCUAGCAUAAUGUGGCUUAAGAGGGUAAAUAAUCCCUCUACAUGAGAGUAAUUCACGAUAAUGAAUUGAUGUUAAAAUACUGGGACUGCAAUUGUGGUUGGACCAGCCAAUAAGCACCAGGGGGCCACAGGUCCUAGACCAGGAGUGCACAACUUCGGUCCUGGAGGGCCGAUCUGUAAGCUGGUUUUUGUUCCAACCAAUUACCUUAAUUUAGUUUUCUGACAGGUCUAGAAAUGAUGCUGGUUCACUCCUGACUUGAGUAGAGUAAAAUCUUCAGGAGACACUUGCAGUCUGCAGCUGUAGCAGGUGCAUAUACAAAUGUCUGUUUGAGACAUUAUUUAGCUAAUUAAAUACUUAAGCACAGAAGCAGAUCAGCCCUUGCUGUGCAUCCCUGUCCUAGGCUGAGGCCAGUGGCCUACAGGACCUAGAGCUGAGCUGCAAUGAUUUACAUGUACUCUUAAUUAUUAGGUUCUGAAACAGCAGGCUAAAUUUAGCUAAAAAGAAAUGCAUGCUAUUGAUAUCACACAACAGUAUGUAAUUUCUUAGUGCUUGAAGAGCCUUGUAUGUAGCCUCUGAUUUUUCUGGUCUGGUCAAGAUGCAGGACAUAACAUCUUCAGCCUUUUCAGAUCAGAUGUCAAACAUCAGUUUUUACCAGUGGCCCAAUGUGUUUCUUAACAGCACGACACAAACCUUGAAGAUGACCAUUAUUUAGUUGUAACUUGAUACGUACUAUCAGAGAAGCCACGUGCCAGCACUGUGUGGUAAGAAAUGCAUUUUAUUUAUGAAAGCUUUGCAUUUCAGUGUAUGGCAAAGAUCAGAAUAUUGGCUUUCGGAGCAACAAAUAUUGUUCAUACUGUAGACAGAUGGUUUGAAUAUGAAUCAUGUUCACAAGAAUACCAGCCACAUACUGUACCAGGACAAAUGUGUAUUUAUUUGUCUGUCUGUUUUCUGCACAGAACAAUGUUGUGCCAUGGUACGUACAGUAAUAAUUGGAUAGGAAAGCGAGUCUUUUGCACACAAUGACAUAAUUAUUAUACCAUCUUUACAGGACUUUUGAAGGGUUUUUUAAAAUUAGGAAUAAUUUAAAUACAUCCUGUUUUUACUGUUACUAUGCAAAGGUUUCACAUUUAUUCUGAUUAAUUUGCUACCAGUUGCAUUUUGUUAGCUCAAUGGUUUCUUCUUCUUAGACACAGGAACUGCAUUUUAGACAUAGUAGCCAUAGAAACGCAAAUGUCAAUUUUGUCCAGUGAAGAGUGAUUAUGCGUCAGGCCAGGUCUGGGUCUCUUCAGAAACUUUUAUAUGCAUGUGUGCACUUUUGUAGUGUGUGAUUUUGUACAUUUUUAAAGUACCUUUUCAUGUACAAAAAUAUUUGGAUUUUUGUGUAUGGAAUAUUCAAUCCAGCUUGCUUUGCAUUUCCCUUUUUAAAUCUGUAAGAUUACCUCAGGCAUUCAAGAUAAUAAUAUAUAUCUAUGAUGGAACUCCAGGUCUUACAACGUUGAACGCACUCUAAAAAAAGUACACUGUCUGCAUUCUUAUUUAUACCAACUGAGUAUUUAUUAAGUUAUAUCAAAACAAUUUAUAUCACCAGCAGUAAGUAUUAUUGGAUACCCAACAGUCAUUUGACACUGAAAUGAGAGCAAUCGCAAUAAUAAAGAGACAGACAUGUCCCUUGCAGUCUGGAGUCUCUCCUGACCAGCGUCAACACAAGACAGUAUUUCAUAUAUAUUACCCCCAAUAGCAUAAAGGGGUAUCUCCCUUUAUAUAUGUUUUUUCAUUGAAUUGUCUAAUGCUGACAUCAUAUUACAACAAAGUAUUUUGCAUACUUCAUAAAAUAAUAUUGCUAUGCUAGGUGUUUACAUGCAGUAAACAGGAUCAUACUUAAUUAUGCAGCAUUUUCAGUGUCCUAUGUAGUUUUUGCUUGUGUUUAAAUAAUUUAUGGCAUAGAUCGCAGUGUUGAAUUAGUGCAAUUUGCAUCUGGGCAGGACAUUUUACUAAGCAGCCCCCCCCCCCCUUUUUUUUUUUCUUAAAAAAAAUAUAUAUUAAUCAGAACAAGAACUUGGACAUAUGUGCAAUAUGGCAGUGUUUGUUACCUAUUGAAAAAUGUUUAUUCUGUAUCAUAUCCCAGAGGCAAGGUUCAUCCUUUUGUUACAGUGCAUUAUAUUAAAUGUCCUAAACUCACAGUAUUGCUGGUGCCCUCCCAAAGUAUGAAGACUGAAAUUAAAACAUUUUUCAAAUUUAA
Molecule: messenger RNA, 6790 nt
Organism: Conger conger (European conger)
Lineage: Eukaryota; Metazoa; Chordata; Actinopteri; Anguilliformes; Congridae
Gene: jph2
Product: junctophilin 2
Exons: 6
Coding region: 483-2993 (836 amino acids)
Cellular component (GO): endoplasmic reticulum membrane; plasma membrane; sarcoplasmic reticulum
Source: RefSeq, a predicted model, not a curated record